GGACAUUUUCCCCAAUAAAUUGGCGUGCCCCGCCUUGCGGCUGAUUGUGGACAUGACCCUGUCCAACAUCGAGUCGCUGCCAGGGUUCAAACAGGACAGGCUCGCCGUUAUUAAGGCUCUGGGUAAGUGCGCGAGUGGUGGUGGAUGAAUAGAAAUAAUGUGCUAAAUUUGAUUUUAUUUUUCCAAGGGUAUUUUUAUUUCAGAAGUGGUCUCCAUAUAUUUUGUAAGGGAUUCAAUUUUUUUUAAAAAUGAAAUGGUGUGGUCGGGUCCAUUACCACAUAAGCAAAGACCCUGCUCAAUGUAUGGGGGAGGAAAUAACAUAUGGUGCGGUGAUAGAAAAUGAAGGUUGGAGAAUCCGAAGAAAACCAAGAGAUAGAUCAAUUGUACAAAGAACCACCCAGAGACGCAACAAUUGUGCUGGAUAGGACAGAGUGAGAGGAUGCCAGAUGUUAGAGCAGCAUACGUGAUCUGCAUGGAGAAACCUAGGGGCUGACGCUAACCGGUCGGCAAAGACUGACAUGGAUCGACAAUGUGGAGAAGGACCUAAACCAGCGGGGCUUCGCGCGUGGAGGUUGGAAAGCGAUGAAUUGAUCCGAAUUGAAAGAUGUGGUGGAGUGGGCCGAGGCUCUACAUGAAUUGCGUGCCACUGAUGAUGAUGUAGUUGUGUAAAGUUGUCUGUCAUGUUACUUUUCGUGUGAUACAACAAAACAUCUUAGCUCACAAAACGAUGGCAAGAAUAUUUUUUUUGUGGGCAUAUGUCAAAUGCGAAAUACAAAUUUCGAAAACGGAAAUCAAAAGAUGUUUUUUUAAAUUUCAAUUUUAUAAUUUUUUUUUUGUUUUUAUUUUAGAUUAUUCUAAUUUGAAUUUAUUGUAAAAAAAAUAAUAAUAAUAGAUAAACAUUUACCGUAUUUUUUCAUAUAUAAGACGCGUCUGAUAACAAGUUUACGUACUCCGCACCUUGGGGGCGUCUUAUUAUUAUUAUUAUUAUUAUUUAGGCAGUUUUGUAUAGCUCUUACCUAUCAGCUCUAAGCGCUUUAAAAUUAUUUAAAAAAAUGUUAACUAUUUCAACUGCUAAAGCAAAAUAAAAAUGAAAAACCAGAGACAGUAGAAUAGUAACUGCAAGGUGGAAAAUGGCUAUAGAAACAGUAGCUAAAACUGCGGGUGUCUUUGCGGUCCUGUUUCAGACAAUGCCUUAAUCUACCGGUAAACUGAAAAUGGUAAUGAUGCCUUGUUUACAUCCGACGGGCGAUGAAACAUUUGAAACGUUGUCAUUUUUGGUAAGGGAAAGGAAACUUCCGGAUAUUAAUGGAUCCGUGAGACAGAUGACGUCAUAAGUAAUUUUUGUUUACACAAAUCGUCAAAACUAUUGACUGAUAUAUGGGUGUGUCUUUUGUAAAAUAAAUUUUACACAAAACGUCAAACUCCGCUUCUGUUAUACGCGUGCUUCUUACAAUUAUGUGUGUCUUAUGAUUAGGUGUGUCUUAUAAUUUGGUGUGUCUUAUGAUUAGGUGUGUCUUAUGAUUAGGUGUGUCUUAUGAUUAGGUGUGUCUUAUGAUUAGGUGUGUCUUAUGAUUAGGUGUGUCUUAUGAUUAGGUGUGUCUUAUGACUAUGUGUGUCUUACAAUUAGGUGUGUCUUAUGAUUAGGUGUGUCAUAUGAUUAGGUGUGUCGUAUGAUUACGUGUGUCUUAUGAUUAGGUGUGUUUUAUGAUUAGGUGUGUCUUAUGAUUAGGUGUGUCUUAUGAUUAGGUGUGUCUUAUGAUUAGGUGUGUCUUAUGAUUAAGUGCGUCUUACAAUUAGGUGUCUUAUGAUUAGGUGUGUCUUAUAAUUAGGUGUGUCUCAUGAUUAGGUGUGUCUUAUAAUUAGGUGUGUCUUAUGAUUAGGUGUGUCUUAUAAUUAGGUGUGUCUUAUAAUAAGAUAUAUCUUAUGAUUAGGUGUGUCUUAUAAUUAGGAGCGUCUUACAAUUGGGUGUCUUAUGAUUAGGUGUGUCUUAUGUUUAGGUGUGUCUUAUGAUUAGGUGUGUCUUCUAAAAAGAUGUGUCUUAUAAUUAGGUGUGUCUUAUGAUUAGGUGUGUCUUACAAUUAGGUGUGUCUUAUGAUUAGGUGUGUCAUAUGUUUAGGUGUGUCUUAUGAUUAGGUGUGUCUUCUAAUAAGGUGUGUCUUAUAAUUAGGUGUGUCUUAUGAUUAGGUGUGUCUUACAAUUAGGUGUGUCUUAUGAUUAGGUGUGUCAUAUGAUUAGGUGUGUCUUAUAAUUAGGUGUGUCUUAUGAUUAGGUGUGUCUUAUGAUUAGGUGUGUCUUAUAAUUAGGUGUGUCUUAUAAUUAGGUGUGUCUUAUGAUUAGGUGUGUCUUAUGAUUAGGUGUGUCUUAUAAUUAUGUGUGUCUUAUGAUUAUGUGCAUAUUUUGAUUAGGUGCGUCUUAUAAUUAGGUGCGUCUUAUAAUUAGAUGCGUCUUAUAAUUAGGUGCGUCUUAUAAUUAAGUUCGUCUUAUAAUUAGGUGCGUCUUAUGAUUAGGUGCGUUACAAUUAGGUGUGUCUUAAAUAUGCGAAAAAACGCUACGCUAUUCAUAUGGGCGAUCAAUAUUUUUUUUUUCUGGUCAAUUUUCAAAUUUGCUUUUAUGAAACGUAUUUAAGAAUAUACAGAGCUUAAGUUUACCAACUUAAUAAUGACCUGCUUUAAUUUGUAACAUUAAACUGAUUAGAUCAAUGUUGAACGCUCGUUACUUGUGAUGGCUGGAGAAGUUUUUUUUGUUUGUUUCUUUUUUUUUUUUUUUUUUAAUGCCAACAUAAUUUAACACAGGUCUGCCACAAAACACAGACAUGAAGUUUUUUUUGUUUUUUUUUUUUUUUUUUUUUUUUAAUGCCAACAUAAUUUAACACAGGUCUGCCACAAAACACAGACAUGGACUUUGCCUGUCUUCGUGACGACAUUGCUUCGAGAGUGGUAAGUUGUAUGUACGCGAUCAACAUGUCUCCACCACGUGCAAAUGCCAUGAUAAUAUAAUCAAAUACUUGUGUUGUUUCCCUUGAGUCAUUAAUUCUGUGCAAAUUGGUCAGAAGGUGGCAAUUAUAUUUUAUUUACGUGGGAGGAUUUAUCUAAAUAAAAUAAUUUUUAAUAAGAAGAUAUAUAAAAAUCUUUAAAAAAAAAAUUAAUAAUAAUGAAAAAAAAGAUAAUGUAAUAUGCACAGCAAAGGAAGGAAGCAUACACAUAAAAUAAUUAGUUUCAAAUGAAAUUUAUUGUAAACUCUAAAGUUUUAUCAAUUGAAAGAUUUGUUUUACUAGUGGCGUUUGUUUCAAUUCUUACAAUUAUGUCAUUUUAGCAUAUUAAUCGGGCAAGAAAAAUACUUUUCACCGCAAAUAGUAUUAUUUCUUUUUUACCACAUAGAAAUACCUUGCUAGUUUCUUAGUUUAGGGAAGUGUGUUGUAUUAAUUUAUGUAUGUCUUCUAGAAAUCUACCAGUUUAAUUUAUUUAAUGCUCUACCCAUUAGGCAAUCCAAUGUUUUAUAUCAAGGCAUCUGUUGUACAAAACAAUAAAAUAAUCAAUACCGUUCAGGUGAACCCGUUCAGAACGUCUUACAAUCACUAGACAACCCCCCCCCCCGAGACGGUGUGCGGGGUGGGGGUUUUACACAGUGGCGUAUGAAGGGUUGGUGUCACCCGGUUCGGCACACUCAUGGUGUAACCCCUUCCUCCUCCCGUCUUCCACUGUGGAUUUCUUCUAGUUAAAAUACUUCAACAGUAUAACAAUGAUAAGAACAAAAAAAAAUUAAAUGAAGGUCGGGAGGUAAAUUCAUUUAAGAACUGUAACAUGUACUUAGAAUCCCAUUGGGUUUCAAUGGGAAGAUUUAUUUCUCAGAAGUUAGAUAAAAAUAGCUCCUCAAACAUACGAAAGUGACCUUACACUUCAAUCGGCGUUGAAUUAUGGUCAAAACGAUGUGUUUUUUUUUCUGAACUAUGGCCAAUUCAUUUCUAAAGGAAUCACCUUGAACUUUUAUUGAUGCAUGCACUUGGAUUGGUAACACGUGUGUCUAAUUUGCUGCGAUCGAUUAUCCUUUGACGAAAUUCAAAAAGUGUGCUCCGUAGAUAUGCAAUAUGGCGUCACCCCUCUGAGAUCUCCUCACCCGGUGAGGUACGCCCCCCCCCCCACACCCCCGCAACGCCCUAGUUACGCUACCGGCCUUGCUCGUUGCUACAAAAAGACAUGCUCUCGAAUGACCCGUAGGGAUGCUGAGGUGCACUGUUCGCAUCGCUGACUCCUCCGUGGUUAGGACUGAUGAUUUGCACUCUGUUCACUAAUCAAUGUAACCUGACUCCACAGACUCGUGGAUCUGUCUAACACGGGGCUUUAGUUUUUUAUUUGUUCACUAAUCAAUGUAACCUGACUCCACAGACUCAUGGGUCUGCCUACCCGGCGGCUUUGGUCCCUUUCAAGAAAAUGAUAGAAGACAACGCGGCGAAAACGCUGCACGCAGUUUACGCAGGAAAGGCGUAA
Lymnaea stagnalis (great pond snail) is the source of this 4484-nucleotide messenger RNA. Lineage: Eukaryota; Metazoa; Mollusca; Gastropoda; Lymnaeidae. The record is from the annotation of a GenBank genome assembly.